Messenger RNA from Gongylonema pulchrum, 201 nucleotides. Lineage: Eukaryota; Metazoa; Nematoda; Chromadorea; Rhabditida; Gongylonematidae. The record is from the annotation of a GenBank genome assembly.
AUGUUGCAGAUACUGGGGGUGCUGACCGGCGCAGUAUGCGGACUGCAUCUUCCAGCUAUCUCUCUACUGUUCAUGUUUGUUUUCAAAGCAUUUGAAAGUGGCGAUUUACUGAUCCACAAUCUCUGUCUGGCUCUGGCAAUGUAUUGUGGUGUUGGAGUGAUCGUUUUCGUCUCCCAGUUUAUCAGUGUAGGCCGUUUUUAG